Molecule: messenger RNA, 401 nt
Organism: Halteromyces radiatus
Lineage: Eukaryota; Fungi; Mucoromycota; Mucoromycetes; Mucorales; Cunninghamellaceae
Exons: 2
Coding region: 69-401 (110 amino acids)
Source: RefSeq, a predicted model, not a curated record
CUCUAGUUCAUCUUUAAAUUGAUUGAUUCUCUUUGGUAUCGUUCAUUUUAUCGCUUUAAAUCAUCAUCAUGCGUUUCCAACUUGUUACUCUUUUUGCGACUUUGAUUAUGACAACUAUGGCUGUACCUGAACUUGAACAUGAUCCAUCAGAAUUCGAUAUACAUGAUUGCCAAUAUUUCCAACCUACUAGUUGUAUUCGGGAAUGCCCUAAAGGGUAUCUUGGAGUAUAUCGUACCGGCUGCUUUGCUGCUGAAGAUCGUCACGAAUGUUGUGGUGUUCGAUGUUGUCGAUCUCGACACGAAGAUGAUAAUGAAGAUGAAGGAAGUCUAGCGACUUCAGCUGUAUCCAACAAUCGAUAUGCCAUUGCUGCUCGUACUCCCAAAAAAGGGGUUGUGGCAUAA